This is a messenger RNA of Symsagittifera roscoffensis, 1142 nucleotides long. Its product is annotated as 50 kDa spicule matrix protein-like. The record is from RefSeq and is a predicted model, not a curated record. The coding region runs from base 285 to 878 and encodes 197 amino acids. NCBI's taxonomy places the organism in Eukaryota, Metazoa, Xenacoelomorpha, Acoela, Convolutidae. The transcript has 4 exons.
UGUAAUUAUAAUAGUUGGUAAACCUAGUUAGCUAACCAUCGUUUACGUAAUAAACUUGCGGUUUGUGGUUUUAUACUUCUAUAAAUACCAACCGACCUUUUAAAAUUAUCAGUUUAGAAGUUUAAGAAAUCUUUUAUUAUCUAUCAAACUCUGUCAAAGUUUAUACCAAAAAAAUAUAAGCUUCACACUCUUGUCAAAAGUUUUUACAUACUACCUUAGAGCGUCAAUCAAACUAAUCUCGAACAAACAUCUUUUCGGACUUGAAAUAAACGACGUUAAGAAACAUGUUUCGUCUUUUGCGCGAUACCAAUUUACCCUUAAUCAUGCUUGUCCUCGUGUCUUAUCUCUGUGUCGGAGUCAGAUGUCAAAUUGGCAUGCAACCUGGCUUCGGCAACGAGGCGUUCGGUAACCCGAACUUCGGACAGCAGGGCGCCGGGGGUUGGGGAGCACAGGAACAGCAAUGGGGAGGGGGACAUCCUUCGCAACAACAACAGGGCGGCGAACAAGAGGGCGGCAAACAGCCAGGUGGUGGCUACUUCAUGGGUGGGGGAGCCUCACAGUACUUCCCAGGGGGGAUGCCAGGACAGCAACAGGGAAUGCAGGGUAUGCCAGGCGGGGGUCCAAUUCCCACUCUGCAGGGACCACCUCAGACUAUGUUUCAACAGGUGCAGAGUAUGUAUCAACAGAGACUGGCGGCGGGACAGUGCAUGGACAACCCCAUGUUCGGAGACCAGUGUGAGAUGUACUCUGGCAUGGGAUACUGCACCCCCGCCUACUCACAGGCCAACUCUCUCAACCCCCAGGUGCAGCAACAACUGCAGUGGAUCUACGAGAACUGUCCUGAGAGUUGUGGGCUGUGCAUGGAGGCAGAAGUAUGAACAAAAUAUUCACUCUCGACACUGUUCACGGAUGAGUCAUCUCAUAAGCGAACAGUGCCACUAAAAAGAAAAAAGAGUGAGAGAUUUUAAAAAGAGAGCAUUAACAAAACUGACGAAAAAGAACUGAAACAAUUUUUAAUUGUGGUGGUCAUGGAUACAAUAAUUGUUGGUGUCGAUUGUGGCUAACUUUAUGGAAAAUAUUUGCCUGAUUGUACGUUUCCAAUGUGAGAUUGAUUUCAUAAAAAAAACAAUUUUUGAAAUUUA